AUGGGACAGAAAUACUCUGUGGUUUUUGACAUUAGUAAGAACAAGCCAUUUGGAAAUGACAUAAGUUCCUAUAACGAUACCAAGGGUAACUCGGUGCGUCUCCUUAGGAAGGACCACUCUUCCUCUCGAGCUGGUGACAAAUUCCCUGGAUUCAAGAUCUACAUGCACAUGCUUCCCGAAGUAGGAGCGACCUACAGUUACUACCUCGAGGCAGUCUACUAUGGCAAUAACCUGCAAGAGGGCCUGGAUCAGGCUACCAUGAACAUUGCCAGAUACAUCGAGGUCUACUUCUGGGAAGCCGACUAUGACAACAUAUGUCCCCUGUUCCUUGACCUAGGUGAUCUUUUCCGGAAUCCCAGUCUAUAUAAUUCAUCUGGUAUACGUAGUGAUAAGUGGACUAAGCUCAAACCGCAGUCUUAUGACACCAUAAAAGAGGUCUUUGAAAACGCUGUGGUCAUCAACCUGCAAAAAACUAGUGGAAGCUACACUUCACAUCCGUCAAAAGAUAGCUUCAAGACUGGCAAUGAGCUUCAUGGAACAAAAUUUCCCACAAUGACGGUGAUGGGAGAGGAAGACCAACCCUGUCAAGGCUACAUCACCAUCACUCAGCACCUGGAGGAAGGAAAACCCAUGAACAUUCUCUCAACUUGGAGCAUUUACAAGAACAACUAUAUACGUUUCAAAGAAUCCAUAAUACAGAAUAGGUAUGAGAAUGCUAAGAUCUACUACAGUGCCUGCAAUAGUGCAUAUGCUAAUGGAGAACGUAAUGGAGACACUGACCUAAGGAACCCUCUCAUCCUGGAACUUGAGUGGGUGAAUGAUGGACAAGGCACCUCAGAAUUCUACACUAGAAACAAGGAUGACAGAUGGGAAAAAAGUUCAGGGAUAAGUGUGAAUAAUCUGACGGACUAUCUAGAUGAACAAAGCUGCAAGUACAAUAACAUCUUUGUAGUGGACAUCUCCAAGAAGACUGGAAACUACUCAUGUGGAUCAUACUGUAAGAGGCAUAAGACCGAUGUAUCAACAUAUGCCACUGGAAAUAUUUAUGGGUACAAGAAUAUACAACAUCUCCCCAGUGGAGGUCUUGGUUAUAAACUCGGUAGAAUCAAAAGAGGAGAGACUUCCCUGACACUGGAAGGACUGACAUUUCCGAUACCAAGAGUCUCUCAAGUGCUCGUCUACUAUCCAAAAUGUAAUCCAGCGGAGCCUAUUCUCCUCCGCAUCCACCAUGGAAACGCAGAAAGUGAGUGGUUUAAGAGAGUCUCCAUGAGUAGCAAUGAGUGGAAAAUAGUAAGUGAAGAAUACCUAAAGAAAGUAGGUCAUGUUGAUAACAGUGACAUUAAGAAGGUACUAGAUGACCUAGUUUGUAAACAAUACGGCAAUAUUACCAUGGAUCUUACCAAAGGCAUAUACGGAACAGGAAAGAAGUACUGUUGCCAUUACCAUACCAUUAUUGGUGCAGGAAGAGUCACUGUUGAAGAAAUUCCAGUUCGUUGUAAACUGCCGGAUCACGACCCAAGUCAUACCACAGCUUAUAAACAUUCCAUUUCUGAUUCUAGUCUGAAGCUUGCUGGUAUUAUAUUCUAUCUUAAUGAUGAUAUAACUAAAGAGAAUAGAAAGCGUAUAGCGCCAAGAACAUUGGGUCUUCCUAUAGAAGGUCCAGUACAUGUCUAUGCCUUCUAUUGUACACAGGAAGUUCCAGUACUAAUAUAUGUUGCUUCAUCUUCAAAGCCUAAUAUUGCCGGAUGGUACCAGAAACCUAAUGACAGUAGUACUAGUAGAGGUAAAGAUGAAGAGUGGACACCUGUUCCAAGUCUCCAAGGAAUAACACCAAAGGAUUUUAGUACUCUAAGCUGUGAUAACUGGAAUAAACUUAGAGAGGUACUAAAGAAAUUUAAAUGUGAAGGCUUGCAAGAAUGUCUUGGACAAAACGGAGUUCAACGUGAGGAAGUCCCAGCUGCUGAUUUAUCUGACCAGGUUCCAGAUACAGAGUCUGAUCAAGAAAAACAACUUGAAGCUUCUAAUACUCUUCAACCGGAUUACAAAAAUGUCAAAGUGGAUCCUGAUAAACCUGAACUAGACUAUUCCGAUCGACAUGAUUAUCAAGACAGUUUAGAAAAAAUUCUUGGAGUUAUCACUUGUGCUUGUUUGACCUCUGGUAUAGCCAUUUUUGCAGGAUGGAAACUUUAUAAACGCUAUAAAGGAGAUCCUUGGGUUAAACAGAUCUAA
Molecule: messenger RNA, 2229 nt
Organism: Theileria equi strain WA
Lineage: Eukaryota; Apicomplexa; Aconoidasida; Piroplasmida; Theileriidae
Exons: 1
Coding region: 1-2229 (742 amino acids)
Source: RefSeq, a predicted model, not a curated record